This is a messenger RNA of Arachis duranensis, 3374 nucleotides long. RefSeq lists its product as uncharacterized. The transcript has 5 exons. Lineage: Eukaryota; Viridiplantae; Streptophyta; Magnoliopsida; Fabales; Fabaceae. Bases 160 to 1398 code for a protein of 412 amino acids. The record is from RefSeq and is a predicted model, not a curated record.
UUCCCUUUGUUGGGGUUGGACCCGAAGCCGCAGCUGUCUCCGACUCCAAGCUUCCAUUUUCCAUUUCCAUCAACACUUGACAGCGUCGUCGCCGGCGACUCGACGGAGGCUUCAUUUAGUAAUCAGUAGCAUUUGCAGUUCAGAUAAGGUCGUGCUUUAAUGGAGCCUGCAAACAUAGUGUUCGACAAAUUGAAAGCCGUCGCUAAAUCCGGAAACGAAUUCUUUCAUGGACUCUUCGAUCCUCGUCGCAAUCCGAUUCAAAUCCUCAAACGUUUAAACCGAGAAGCAUUCUCUGACAUUAUGAAACUCAGAGACAGACAAGAGAAGGUUGAGAGAUUGCUUUCCUUCUAUAAAUCAUCCAAGGGAGGUCCCUUCCAGGAAUCUACCACUCAUGUAAGAGGAAGGGUCGAUAUGCAGGAUGCUUUAUUGAUCAUGGAUAGCCUUGAUCAACAGAGCUUAGAUGCCAUUACUACGUCCAGAAUAAGAACUGGCAUUGGAUCAAAGUUCAUUUUUGAAACCAACAUUGGGCAAGAUACUCUUGCUGCAGAGUUUGUGACAAGUCAAAACGGGAAGGAGCACCCCAAUGAUGUCCUUGAAAUGCCACUUUCUCUAGCAAAACUCAGUUAUACUAAAAAUGUUAAUGAUUGGUUAUCUCUGAUGGCUAUCCCAAUAGGAGCUAAAUGUAGAGAUGUUGGAAUUGCUUCAAAUUCUUCCGAUGAGGGCCUUACAGACUUCUCCUCUUUUGGACCUCCCCUUCUAAAUUUGCACAAUGGUAGUGGUAUUGGCAUAACUGUGAGGAAGUCAAAUAUAACUGCUUCAUUGGCUCAAUUUGUUGCUGGACUUGGAAUGCCAACUGGGACUAAUACAAUGGAGAGUAUAUCCAGCACUUUUGGGAAAAUUGUAUCUGAAUUUUCUUGGGGGAAGCUGUCUCUUCUGGGUCUUCAACGAGUGCCUUUACAAUUUGCGCAAUUUAGAAAAGUUGGAGCUCAUAUGAUUCCAAUAGUCUUGUCCAGGCGACAUAAAGUAUCCGAGACAGUACCUGAAGUAUCACCAUGGGUGGAAGCAAGGACACAGGUCUCAACUGGUUCCAUUGCUCUGAUGGCGGAGUCUGAACUUGCCGACUUUGUAAAAUUGGGAGGCUGGAUCGAGAUGAAAGAUCCAAAUUUCAAUUCUGUUCAAUGGGCUCUAACCAUGUCUGAUGUUUCUGAAGAUCCACUUGGCUGGGGCGUUAGUCUCAGUGGGAUGAUUGGAGAUUCAACCAGUGAUCAUUUUCAGGCUGAAUCCUAUCUAAAAUUUAACAUGGGUAAUAAACUUUGCUUGAAGCCUGGCCUUGCAUGUGUGAUGCAUGGGGAUUCCAUGGUAGCUGCUUUAAUGCUUCGCUCUGAAUGGUCCCUGUGAUGAUUGUCCUCUGCCUAUUGCUAUCUAUAUACCAUGCAGUUUUCAGGUUCUUGCUACACUUCCAUCAAGAUGUAUAGGUAAACCAUUCUUUGUUUAGAUUUGUUUACUCGUAAUUAUUCGAAGUUCGUCCUCAUUACAUUCUUACAAGAUCCCUUGAGGACUUUUAAAUACAGAACACAAUUUUGUUCAGUUAAAUUACAGAAAUUAAAUAUCAAUGGUUUAAUAGUUUUUUAGUUCAAAACUUGAUUAGUUCAAGUGGUUUUAACUUGUUUUCCCAAAUUAGGUUUUGUAUUGAAAUCCUAACAAUUGCUUUAAAAAAACAUUGGGGGGCGGGUGUGUUGAACUGAGAUGAAAAGGAUGUUGUAUCCUCAUAUUAGUCAGCUCGAUGAUCUCACUCGAGGCAGGUUAUUUAUUAUUUAAGUACACUUUGAAUACCAUGGUUUAGAGUUUGAAAAAUUAAAGGGAGUAAUGUCUCUAUUUGAGCAUUCCUAGCAAUAUUAUUAUUUAAAAAAUAAUAAAGAGUCAUUUUAUUGAUUUGGAUUAGGUGCUCUGGCAGCUUUUCUUUACAAACAAGUUUGAGAAAUUUUAUUAUUCUAUUUGUGAAUCAAGGUGCUGAGUUAAUCAUCUCAAUAAAUUGACUGCUGUUGCUGCUGUUGUUAUCCUAUGACAUUGUACCCAAUUAUGACAAUCAUCUAAUAGUUUCACACCUAUGUUCAUUUCUCUCUCUUUAAGCAAAACAGUGAAACACACAAAUACAUUAAAUUUCUAAUAAUCUGAAUCAAACCGGUUGUCAGGAGUUUUGUAGUCUACAAUUUUUAACUCAUUUUGUUUGGUAUUUGUCUAUUAACACAUACCCUCAGAAAGGAGAGAAUGAUAAAGGGGAAUAAUAUUGAUACCAAAUUGGUCCUAAAAUUAACAAAACUGAUUGGUAAUAAGUCAAAGGCCAAACUGGUGUCAAUACAUCUUCGGAGUAUCGAAAUAACAAAUGCGCAUAAGUUUGUGGAUUGUCUUCUUAAACUUGAUCUAUUAUCUGUUAAUUAAUAAGAAAUAGCUCCCAUUACUUACCAUCACUGUUUAUACCACUUAAUGUAAUGUUGAAUUUGGCUUGUUCCUUUUUAGAGCAGGAUUUCAAACCCUAGAGGAGCUUAUAUUAUAUGACAUGGUUGCAUAUGUUCGCAUGCAUGCAUGCACCACGUUUUAAGUGUUGUAGCAAGCCUCUUCAGUAUAUGUACAAAAUAGUGAUCAUUCACGUGAUUGGUUCAAGUGAAUCUAGGGCUUGAGCAUUUGGGAGAGCAGAAUGGAUCUCUACAGUGAUUAUUUGGUAUAGUUUAGCUGAUGCAGGGGCAAAUAGUUUGAUGUACUUUACAUAACUGCUAACUUUUUCCCUUUUUCCAGUUUUGGUUUCAUGUCAAUAUACCUCAGUUAAAUCUUAAUCCAUGAGUCCAAAUUUGUUCCUAUAUUUGACAAGAUAUAUAAUAGUUAAGCAGAACAAGGAAUGAGAAAUAACCUUUUGCUGUUGAGAUGAGAAAACACUCAUGCCUGGAAGAUUAAAUUGUUAUAAAUAGGAAUUCUACAGAAGAUUCCACUGAUUUCAGGGCUUCAAAUCGUCAGUAUAAUUGUUGGCUGUCGGUGAUGACAAUCAAUUGUCUGAGCUCUACUCUGAUGGUAAUAGGUAAUCAACAAAUGAACAAACAUAAAAUGUCAUUUUCCUUCUAACUGCAUUAUUUGGCCAUUGAAGCUUUGACCUUUCCAAAGGACUUGUCAGAAGGAAACUUAACUUGACUAAAGAAGAAGAUUCCUUGAUGCAUUCACAAGCCAACAACAGCAAUAACACACUUUGUAUAUAUAAUUGUUUUAUUUUUUAUUAUUAUUAAGGUCUUGGGGCCUUCGGGGUGGCUUUUCUAGCUAAAUAAUUUUCACAUAUUAUCACAUUUUGUUUCAUAAUAUAUCAUCAGUGAAUUUCUUUCAAAUUUGUU